UCCAAUGCCAAAUGCAUUCCUCCAUUAUAUACAAUGGUACUGAGAAAUAAGUGGAUCAUAUGUGUAUGCAUGAACACUACGCUGGGUCUCCUGAAUGCUCUUGCACAGGGGUAUAAGGGAAGACAAAGUGCUUAAAGGAAGCUGUCGAUGAAUGGAAUUUCGUGAAUUCAUCUACAACAUCCUCAUGCCAAUUUAGAAUUACGCACCGUUCAAUAAUUCUCUCCGAGAUAGUUAUCGACCAUGCUGCCAAAAGAACUUGAUACACAUAUCAUGGUUGAUUGCGAACUUGCCGGGCACCCUAACCUGAUCAAACCAGCGAUUACCCAAAUCGGUGCCAGUUUUUUCGACAUUGAGACAGGAGAGGAAAAAUCACGCUUUGAAGUAUACCCAAGUUUACAGUCCUGCCUUGCCCAUGGGCUAGUCCAAGAUCAUGUUACGAUGCAGUGGGUUAACAUAAAUUGUCCCCAAGUACUCAAAAUGAGCGAAGAGAGCACUGUGACUCUCAAAGAGGCAUUACAAGCAUUUACAGCCUGGAUUGAAAGCUGUAAAAAUGCUACGUACGACACGAUAAUAAAAAGUGGUGGACGAUAUCAGUUUGGAAACACCCUAUUGUGGGCAAACGGAAGCAUGCAGGACAAUCGAUGGCUUCAUUUCGCAUAUGAAGCUUGCAAGUUGAAGCAGCCCGUGAUGUUCUGGCAGUACAGGUGCGCAAUGACAGCAAACUAUACGGCCAGCAAGAUAACGAAACGAAACUUCCGCAAGGAAGCAGAUCUAGACCGUCAAGGGCAAAAACACGAUGCUGUACAAGACUGUCUGCAUCAAACUGGAUGGUUGGUAAAGGGUCUAAACGCAUCAAUGGGAAAGCAAGCCAUUAGUAUCCCUUUUUCUGCCUCUUCUAUUCCCUCUGCCUCUUCUAUCCCCUCCGGCUCUCCUGUCCCCGGAAGACCAUCGAAAAAGCGAAGACUCGAUUGCGACGAUAAAUGAAAGCGGGGUCCACCAUCUUAAUGACAUGGGCCUUUGGAAGUCGACGAGACAAAGAAAGACUUGAUCAACAGUAGGCGUUAUGAAUGUUUUGGAAUUAGCCCUAACAGGGAGAAUUUAUCCGAGAGACAAAGAACGUAGAAAAGGGCUUCUAGAAGGAGCUCGGCUGUCAUUUUCAGAAGACUUUUCAUACUUGAAUUGAAGGGUGAUUAGAGCACGCAUCUACCGAAGUCUGUCUAAUAUCAAUAUCAUCAACCACGCUACACAGCGGACGUAUGAACCAAUCUGACACCAUGAAAACAAAAUUUGUCCUUUUGAUC
Botrytis sinoallii is the source of this 1301-nucleotide messenger RNA. RefSeq lists its product as uncharacterized. The record is from RefSeq and is a predicted model, not a curated record. The transcript has 2 exons. The coding region runs from base 241 to 984 and encodes 247 amino acids. NCBI's taxonomy places the organism in Eukaryota, Fungi, Ascomycota, Leotiomycetes, Helotiales, Sclerotiniaceae. Gene Ontology annotation, molecular function: nucleic acid binding.